Molecule: messenger RNA, 366 nt
Organism: Amphimedon queenslandica
Lineage: Eukaryota; Metazoa; Porifera; Demospongiae; Haplosclerida; Niphatidae
Exons: 4
Coding region: 1-348 (115 amino acids)
Source: RefSeq, a predicted model, not a curated record
AUGACAGUGACAUUGAUCAGUACUCAAUUUGUGACAAUAACACUAGUAACUACUCAAGAAGUAGGAUCAACUAAUACAGGAGCUGUUGAUGGUGCUAGUAUUGGAUUGGUUGCAGUGAUUGGAUUAUUAUUAAUAUCACUAGUUGUUAGUAUCAUUAUUCACAUCUACUGCUUUAUCAAGCAUAAAACCUAUGAUACAACCACUGCUAAGCAAACAAAGCUUGAUGAUGAUAUACCAAUGCAAGCCUGUGAACCAUAUGGUAUUCACAAGACUAAACAUGUUACAAAAGAGGCAGUAUAUGAGUGUCCUGAUGUCAAUGUUAAUGAUACUGCUAUUAAUGAAACAUAACUUAUGAAACAGUAAAAA